CCGUUGUCGGUUGAGGACUUCCAAUGGUUGCCUCUUCCCUCCACCGGUUCUUUGCCAACACCGCAUUGCAACGCCCUGAUGGCACAUUUGCACGAAUACUUGCACGUUGCAGUACCACCUCCGUCGACGGACGACGGAGUAGCGGUUGUUGACCUUCGCAGUUAUCUCGCGAAGAUCGACCGGGAGCAUGAAACGCAACAGUACGUCGACAUCGACGCGCUGCUCCUCUACAUCCGCAUUCAGAUCGGAAAGGCGACCUGCAGUGCCUUGAUCGAUUGUGGAGCGACCCGCAACUACAUCAGCCAAGACUUUAUGGCACGCGCCGGGUUUGGCCCGCGCGUUCGAAGGAAAAGUCAACCUACACACGUCACGUUGGCCGAUGGUCACACGCAAAAGUCAAUCGACCGCUGCGUUGACUCCGUGUCCAUGUACUUUGCCCCACUAGCAUGCGAGGCCGCGUCAUUCGACAUUUUGGACACUAAGUUCGAUAUGAUCUUAGGCAUGUCGUGGCUGCAAAGCGAAGACUGUCCGGUAAACUUCUUCCUACGCACCAUUCAUGUUCGUCAUCGGCGUGGCGAACUAGUCCCGUGCUCGGUGCCGCUUCCUCAUCCUUCGAUUGGUUGUCACGUGUUCUUCGCGGCGAGCAUUCGCCAAUCCAUCAGCCGGCACGACAUCGAGGAGAUGAGCAUGUGUUUUCUUCACGCCUUCCCACCCGGUGAUCAGCCCAAGACGGACACAUUGGACCCACGCAUCAUUGAGCUUUUGGACAACUAUGAGGAUGUCUUUCAAGCUCCCGCCGGAGUAGUACCGGAUCGGCCCAUACGCCACGGGAUCACUCUCGAGAACGGCGCCGUACCUCCGCGCGGAUGCAUUUACCGCGUGAGCGAAAAGGAGCUUCAAGUGCUUCGGGCACAACUAGACGACCUCUUGGCCAAGGGCUGGAUUCGCCCUAGCUAUUCACCAUACGGUGUUCCCGUUCUCUUCGUCCGGAAGAAGAACAAGGACCUUCGUUUGUGUAUCGACUAUCGAAAACUUAACGCGCAAACGAUCAAGAACGCCGACCCUCUGCCGCGGAUCGAUGAUCUUCUCGAGCGACUAGGCGGCGCCAAGUACUCAAAGCUUGACCUCAAAUCCGACUAUCACCAGAUCGAGAUCCAGCCAAGAGAUCGGUACAAGACCUCGUUCAAGACGUGGUAUGGGCACUUUGAGUGGAUCGUCAUGCCUUUCGGCAUUCGUCCGCUCGCGGACAAAGUACAAGCCAUUCAAGAUUGGUCGGACCUCGCGUCUCCUACCGACGUCCGCUCCUUUCUCGGCUUAGCAUCAUACUACAUGCGCUUCGUCAAGAGCUUCCAACGGAUCGCUGCACCAUUGUCGCGACUUCAGUCCCCCUUCGUGCCCUUCGAGUUCAAUGACGAAGCCCGACAAACGUUCCAUACGCCGAAGAUGGCUUUGCUUCAAGCUCCCGUCUUAAGCAUUUAUGACCUGACCUUGCUAACCAAAGUGACUACGGAUGCUUCCGGCGACGGCAUUGGCGCGGUUUUGGAACAGCAUGACGGCACAGACUGGCAUCCGGUUGAGUACUUCAGCCAAAAGGUGCCGCCCAUCAAUUCCCUUGAUGAUGCAAGGAAGAAGGAACUGCUAGCUUUUGUCACCGUACUCAAGCGUUGGCGUCACUUCCUCCUCGGGCGUUGGCGAUUCACGUGGGCAACAGACAACAAUCCGUUGACUUAUUACAUGACGCAAGACACGGUGAGCAGCACGAUCGGUCGCUGGAUGUAUUUCAUUGACCAGUUCGACGCCACCUCCAAGCAUAUUCCGGGCCCCUCGAACAAGGCGGCGGAUGCUCUCUCGCGAAGACCUGAUCUUUGCGCCUUGGUGCGCUCCACAUUUGGCCUAGACGAGGACCUGCAACAACAUUUUAUAAAUGGCUACAAGUCGGAUCCGGGAUUCUCCACACUCUAUGCGGACUUAUCAUCGGAUCACCCGUCGACAAGCAAUUAUCGCAUCACCGAUGGCUACUUGCUCCUUCAUACGCGAGGCAAGGACUUGUUGUGUGUUCCCCAAGACCGCAUCUUGCGCACUCGCCUCCUUGGCGAAUACCACGAUUCGCGGCUGGCGGGACACCUUGGCGUCACACACACACUUGCACGACUCCGCCAACGUUUCCACUGACCGGAAAUCAUCAACGACGCCAACCGGUACAUUCAGUCAUGUGCAGUUUGCCACUGGAACAAAGGGCGCCAUCAGCU
Molecule: messenger RNA, 2249 nt
Organism: Chara braunii
Lineage: Eukaryota; Viridiplantae; Streptophyta; Charophyceae; Charales; Characeae
Source: the annotation of a GenBank genome assembly